AUGGGAGGAUGCGUCGUGUCAUUAAUGGACAGGAGGAACCGCUCUUCGCUUGUCCCGCACGAGUAUGUGACGGAGUUCCGCGCCCUUGGACAGCAGGCGGUGCCUGUUGCCGGCACUGAGGAGCCCGGCGCCUCCCCCAUCUACCGCAUCGCCGGCUACGACGACGCGCAGCACGCGCAGCUCUCACGCGAGUUAUACGAUGGCCCCAACCUCACGCAGCGCUUCGAGGCCAUCUGUAGCGGCUCGCCGGAGCGGCGCGCGCUCGCGUAUCGUCCCAUCGACCGGGUCGCCCAGGAGGUCAUGAAGGACGUCAACAGCGGCAAGGAGAAGACGAUGAAUGUCACGUACUUCAAGGAGACGCAAUACCUGACCUUCAAAACGCUAUGGGAGCACAUCACGGCCUUCGGACGCGGUCUCGUCGAGCUUGGAGUGACACCGGAUUCAAACGUUUCCAUCUACGAGGAGACACGGUGGGAGUGGCUCGCAACCAUUUACGGCAUCUGGACACAGAGCAUGGUGGCCUGCACAGUGUACGCUAACCUCGGCUUGGAUGCACUCGCCUACGCACUGCGCGAGACGGAUUGCAAAGCGAUUAUCUGUAAUGCAAAGAAUGUGGCGUGCUUGGUGCGCUUCAUGGUGGAGGGUACUAUAGAAAAGGCGCCCAUCAUCUACACCGGCACCCUCCCCGCGUCCCUUGACCCCAAGGAUUGCCGUCUUAUUCCGUGGGCGGAUGUGGUGGAGAUGGGCCGCCCAUGUGCUGACCGCAUUCCGCUGCGCAUCCCCACCGACAACAACCUGAAGGCGCUGAUCAUGUACACCAGCGGCACCACGGGCAACCCGAAAGGUGUUGUGCACACCCACGGCUCGUUUUCGGCCGGGGUGUCGGCGUUGAACUACCGAGUCCUCGACAAUGUUGGCCCUUUCGAGGAGGGAGAGACCUACUGCGCGUACCUUCCACUUGCUCACAUCAUGGAGUUCAGUGUGCUGAACAUGUUUGUCGCACGUGGGGCGCUCGUGUGCUUCGGCACCCCGCAGACAUUGACGAGCCUCACCGCCCGUCCACAGGGUGACUUUGCAGAGUUCAAUCCCGUCUUUAUUAUUGGCGUUCCGCGCAUUUUUGACACACUGAAGAAGGCUGUACAGUCCAAAUUGCCACCCGUCGGCUCUCUGAAGCGCAAAGUCUUCGACCGCGCGUUUCAGAGCCGGCUGCAGGCACUGAUGGAUGGUAAGGAGACGCCCUACUGGAAUGCGAAGGUGUUUGCCGCGGCGCGUACUAUUCUUGGCAAGAAUGUCCGCGCUAUACUCUCUGGCGGUGCCCCACUCAGCGAAGCAACUCAGAACUUCGUAAAUGUUGUUUUUGGGCCUAUUUUUCAGGGUUGGGGCCUCACCGAGACGGUGUGCGUUGGUGGCAUUCAGCGCCGUGGUGACAUGGAGACCAGCACAGUGGGCCAAAUGGAACCGACUGAGGAGCUGCGGCUGCUUGACGUGGAGGGGUACAAGCACACUGACACACCGGAACCGCGUGGUGAGAUUUUGCUCCGUGGCCCAUUCCUCUUCAAGGGAUACUACAAGCAAGAGCAGCUCACACGCGAUGCCAUUGACGCCGAUGGGUGGUUUCACACGGGAGAUGUUGGCAGCAUAGGGCCCAACGGUACACUACGCAUCAUUGGCCGUGUAAAGGCAUUGGCAAAGAAUGUGCUGGGCGAGUACAUUGCCAUGGAGGCGUUGGAGUCUAUGUAUGCACACAACGCCCUCUGCCUGCCCAAUGGAGUCUGUGUGCUUGUGCAUCCUGACAGGUCUUACAUCUGUGCUCUGGUGUUGACGGAUGAAUCCAAGGCAUUCGUGUUUGCAAAGGAAAAUGGUAUCAAGGGCGAAUACCCAGAUAUUCUACAGGACCCUGUAUUUCAGAAGAAGGCGGCAGAGUCCCUUGCGGAAACUGCGCAAAAGGCCAACCGAAGGACUUUUGAGGUUGUGCGUCACGUACGUGUCCUCAGCGACGAGUGGACCCCUGAAAAUGAUGUACUGACAGCGGCGUCGAAGUUGAAGCGGCGUGUCAUUGACGAGCGGUAUGCAAAGGUAAUCGAGGAGUUGUUUACGGACCCUUGA
This is a messenger RNA of Trypanosoma grayi, 2106 nucleotides long. Its product is annotated as fatty acyl CoA synthetase 2. Gene Ontology annotation, molecular function: long-chain fatty acid-CoA ligase activity. Bases 1 to 2106 code for a protein of 701 amino acids. Gene Ontology annotation, cellular component: endoplasmic reticulum; membrane. The record is from RefSeq and is a predicted model, not a curated record. NCBI's taxonomy places the organism in Eukaryota, Euglenozoa, Kinetoplastea, Trypanosomatida, Trypanosomatidae. The transcript has a single exon.